AGCUUUCAUAUUUUCAUUUUUAACACGGAAGUUCACAUGUAUCAGAGCAAAGUAUAGCCUCGGAGAGAAGGGAUGAAGAGACCAUCAUGGGUUUGUACUUUGGCCACACAGGUGUGUCUCUGCUUUGCUCUCUACAUGGUUCUCAACUUGGGCCAGCCUCAGGAAUCUGUUUACAGGCACGGUAGUUGGAAGUCCCGUGACUUUUACUUUAUCAGUGUUAGAGGAGGGUUUAGACCCAUCAAAGAGCAGAACCAUCUUCUCAAACUGAUGGAGAAAGUGGUGAAAACUUACAAUGCAAGUUUUGUGGUCAACAUUAGUGAGCUUGGGGAGGAUGAUCCACUCAUGCACAAUGUAACCUUGCUCUUCCCGGCACUGAAAGUUUCCUGGUACUCCACUAGAGCUUCUAGCCAGGGAACUGGCUGCUUCCUGGAGAAGAUUGUAUUACCUAAUGCGAAAACACUGGAUAUUGUCAAUCUGGAUACUGGUUUGCUGCAGGACAUAAAAAUUAAAGGAUUAUCGAGUGCCAUCCAAAACAAUACAUUAAAUUGGCUGGCAAGGACUCUUGAAGCCGCUGAUGGUAACUGGUAAAAUAACUCUAUAUCUUGGUGGCUGGCACAAAUUUUCUUCCACUAAUGGUUAACUUUUUGAAAGAUUUUUAAAGUUUUAAUUGAUUCAUCCAUACUUGGAAUGGAAAACUUGAAGUUUUUCAUUACACUACAUUUGAUAUGAAUUCUACUCUUUUGCAGCACUUGGAAGUUACAAUCUUAAGAAACUGUUCAUAUUUUCUUAAUUCAUUGAUUGUCAUCUGCUGUCUAUUUGGAUUUCAGCCUUAUAUUACCAUAUACCAACAUAUUAUUCAUCCAAAUCUAAGUGCCUUUUCAAAACUGUGAAUCCAGGCUCAUAGUGAUCGGAUUUCACCCCUUGCUUCCUUGUGAAGAGAAUAAUGAACAAAUGGAAGCAAAGCAGAUAUAUGAGCCUCUACACCAUAUCUUUAUGAAGUAUGGAGUGGUAAUAAGGAAAACUUAUUUUUGAAUCAACAGUAAAUAUCAUUCAUUCUUUAACUUCACAAUUUGUGAAUUAAAGUCAGUUCUGAACA
Molecule: messenger RNA, 1096 nt
Organism: Rubroshorea leprosula
Lineage: Eukaryota; Viridiplantae; Streptophyta; Magnoliopsida; Malvales; Dipterocarpaceae
Source: the annotation of a GenBank genome assembly